Messenger RNA from Colletotrichum truncatum, 1776 nucleotides. The record is from RefSeq and is a predicted model, not a curated record. Lineage: Eukaryota; Fungi; Ascomycota; Sordariomycetes; Glomerellales; Glomerellaceae.
GCGUGGCGGCGACUUCGGGAUUUAUGCUUCCCGGCCACUCCGUCGCCAAUAUCCGGGACCCGCCCGGCUUCUUCGGACUCUGACUCAGCCCGAGGCUGCGUCUCCAUCGAUGAAAAGGAAGGCGGCGUUCGUUCGAACAUGGCAAAAGCCUCCAAGUUCCUCCGCGAAACGAUGCUUUUUUCCUGGCUGAACAUACUCCUUGUCUUCGUCCCAGUCGGCCUUUGUUUGUACUUGUCUGGCGCCAGCCCAGUCCUGGUGUUUGUUUUCAAUGGAAUCGCCAUCAUACCACUGUCAUCCUUGCUCACCGGGGCAACCGAGAGGAUUGCCGACGAUGCCGGAGACACGAUAGGAGCGUUUUUGAAUAUCAGCUUGGGAAAUAUUGUCGAGUUGAUUCUAUUCGUCGCCCUCAAGCACAACCAGAUUCAUGUUGUGCAAGCGUCUAUUCUUGGUUCCAUCCUUGUUAAUCUGCUAUUGAUUCUUGGUACCGCGCUGUGUGUUAAUGGGCUUUGGCACGACCUUCCUGUUCUAAAUGUCGCGGAGACGCAACUCUUGAGCGGUCUGCUAUUUGUAUCAGUAUUUGUGUUUCUCAUACCGGUAGGUCAAAAUCAAGGUGACAUAAUUGUAGUAUCCAGCUUACAACGAAAGGCGGCCUUCCACCACACCUUCAGUGGCGCAGAGGGCGCUAGCGCAGCAAUAUUGAAAAUGAGCCGAGCGUCCGCGUUGAUUGUAAUCUUCAUUUACAUUCUUUACUUCGUUCACGAGUUCAGAACACACUCCAUCACUCAGGGCUAUCAUUCCUCACCGAAGGACUCAUCUGACCUCGAAAGCUCGCCGACGUCCCCAGCUAGACACUCCGGGGGUGCCCGCCAGUCAUUAGAAGCGCUUAUCCCUCUUCGAAGCAUCCACCACGCAAACCGAGAUACAGAAAGUCGCCGAGAGGAAGAAGAGGUUGAAAUGAAACAGUAUGAGGCACAGUAUGACGAUGACGAUGACUUCGUGUCCUCGGGAUCCGAAAGCGGCAAACCAGAAGAAAAUUCGAACCGAACACAUUGGAAUCGUCGCGAAGAUGGCGAAAGAGUAACGUCUGACGACCCUCUGACGCAAAGUACCCGUUCCCUUCCGUUUUCUACAGCCGCCAACCCGAGAAGACCACAUCAACAUGUACCUUCUACAGGCGCAAGACAUCAAAGAAAGCCAAAACGGGGGCUGGCAAACUCACGGCUGUUUCGAAGGACUCGCGAAGGAGUCGACGACAUUGGAGCCGAGCAGACAAGACCCGAUAGAACGAUAUUGGAAAGGUUAUUACCCAUCUUCGUCCUCAUCAUUAGCUCCGCAUUGAUGUCAAUGUGCGCCGAAUUCCUCGUCAGUACAAUCGACGAGGUAACACAUCAAGGACACCUCUCAGAAACCGUCAUUGGCCUCAUCAUCCUACCCAUCAUCGGCAACGUUGCGGAGUACGUCACGGUAGUUACCGUUGCAGCAAGAGAGAAACUGGACCUCGCUGUUGCAGUGGCAGUCGGAUCGUCAAUACAAAUCGCUCUCUGCGUAGCGCCGUUGACGGUCAUUGCGAGUUGGAUUUUGUCUCGCGAGUUGAUCCUCGACUUCAACUUAUUCGAAGUAGCAGCAUUGAUGGGAACGGCUCUGCUGGUGAGCUUGUUCAUAUCGGGUGACGGGAAUGGCGUUUUGCGGGCUGGCAGCCUCAAGGGUGGUAUCAUGUGUGCGUGCUACAUGAUAAUAGGAUUGGGGGCGUAUCUGUCACCUGAGGUUGAUGGCUGA